AUGGAAAAAGAGAUUCUAGUUGAGUUCUUCCAAAAGAAGUUAUCACUCAUUCGUUGGAUCGAGUCGAUUUUGAAAGUCCCAAUAGAUUCAGACUUAUGUGUGUCUUUAGCUGGUGGGACUAUUUUGUGUUAUCUAGCAAAGACAAUUGAUGAUGACCUCAUUCCAACUAUUCAUGAUUCUAAAAAUCCAUACAAACAAAGAGAGAAUUUUAGUAUGUUCAUUGUCUCUUGUAGAGAGCUCAGAGUCCCUUUACUUAAACUCGUCUCCUUCGAAGACUUCGCUAAACACAACAUUGUGCAAAUUGUAGAAUGUCUCACUUCCUUUGCUGAGCAAUGUUAUAAACAGUAUGUGGUUGCUCCACUACCUUCGGUCACUAUCGCAGACGCGCGCGCAGCUCUUGAAAAGGAGAAAAAUGGAGACCAAUUACUCAAACAAUUAAAAACGCCAAAACAGAUUUUGGUUGGCAAAGUUAGAGUAUCCGCAGAGGUCUUCAGGCGUACGCUGAAACUUCUGAUGUCGACGAACAAGAGUUUCAACAUGGACCAGUUUGAGGAAACCGUUGCGAAGGCGCAGGCCUAUUUCCGGCGAUUUUCCGCGAAAAAUACGAUGAACUCUCUUCGGAAGAAAGCCGCCUUUAGGCUCAAAGUGAUCAAUGAGAUGGUGACGACGGAGACUGACUAUGUUGGAUAUUUAUAUGAGUGUAUUAAAAAGUUUAAGCCUCUAAUUAAUAAGUUUGUCCAAGAAGGUGUCAUUGCCGCGGAUUCCGAACACGUCAUCUUUAAUAACAUUGAGGAGAUAGCCGACUUCAAUCAAGGGUUUCUCGAUAAAUUAAAGACGUCAGCGCAAGAUAUCAAAGCAAAUGGGUCGUUUCUCUCUGUGUAUAAGAUAUUAGAAGGUGCGUUGGAGGUGUAUAAAACAUAUAUGAUAAGUUAUUCAUUGUCUAUCCAGCGAGUCGAACAAAUCCUGUGCAUCGACUAUGUCAAACAAGGCUUGGACGAAGCAAAAGGAAAUGACAAAGACAUGUCUUCAUAUCUGAUUAUGCCUGUUCAACGACUUCCUCGGUACGUCUUAUUAUUGAAUGAAUUAAAAAAACAUACAUGGGAAGGACAUCCCGAUGGGAAAACUCUAGAUGAGAUGAUGGUGCUAGUCAAGCGUGUCACCACAGAAAUUAACGAGUCGAAAAACAAGGCGGAUGCGGAGAGGAAGACGCCCCAGUUAUUUGAGAAGUACAAGAGAGGAAAAUUCUUGACGACCCAAGACGGAGACAUUUUGUAUGAAAGAGACUUCACACUGAAAAAGACUCAAGUGCUUGGCGUUCUCACACCAAGCAACUUUGUGAUCGUUAACAAUGGCAUUGCGAAAAUGGUCUUCCCAUUACAACGAAUUAAAUUGUUGCUUUGCAAUCAACACAAAGACUGCUUUAAAAUUAAAGCGGGGAUUCGAACGAAAGUGAAACUCCAAGGGACAGUACUCUCGCCCGAUGGAGGACUCAUAAAAAUGAUUAACGAAAUGAAGAAGAAGUCGUUUGCGCAACAAUCGAUGUUAUUGGACCAGAAAAAAGAUAACACCGGGGAGACUCUUGACGAACUCACAUUUGAUCGAAAUAUCGACCCCGAAGAGGAAUUAAAGAAGAGGAGAAUAGCACAGGGAAGAAUGUCAAUUUGUGUGAGACGGCCCGUUGUCAUUUCGGACACUUCAGUCUCGUCGGACAACAUCAAAAAGGUUGAAAUCAGACAACCACCGGAAGGGAAAAGAUAUUCCCAAACGAUGUUGCCGUCACUGAAAGAGAAGGAUAUGCUCAUGUCGGAUCGAAUGUCUGUCUCCGUACGACCAAGAUCGAGAAAGACAAGUACGGGAAGUACAGGAAGCUUUUCAAAUCCAAAGCUUGUCACUUUGGCACUCGGGAGUCAAGAGAAAGUCACUGGAAGUAGUUCCGAUCUUGUUAUUAACAACCAAAAAAGCACAGGAAAUAAUGCGCUGACACGGGCAGUUCUGAGAGGAAAAAAUGUUGAAAUGGUCGACGGGAAAAGAAAGAAAAAUUCAUUGGGACUCGACGUCUAUUCGUUUAACGAGUUAACUGCGAAGCCAGAAGGCAUCGAACACGACCAAUUAGUUUUUCAUAUGUCUGAUGAAGAUUUUCUGAUGUUGUUUGAAGUCGGCUUUGAAGAAUUCAAAGGGUGGAAAGCGUGGAAACAGAAAGCAGAGGAACAGAAAGCUGGGUUGUGGUAA
This is a messenger RNA of Entamoeba invadens IP1, 2229 nucleotides long. RefSeq names its product Rho/RAC guanine nucleotide exchange factor, putative. Lineage: Eukaryota; Evosea; Mastigamoebida; Endamoebidae. Gene Ontology annotation, molecular function: guanyl-nucleotide exchange factor activity; actin binding. Gene Ontology annotation, biological process: intracellular signal transduction; cytoskeleton organization. The transcript is spliced from 4 exons. Bases 1 to 2229 code for a protein of 742 amino acids. The record is from RefSeq and is a predicted model, not a curated record.